This is a messenger RNA of Culicoides brevitarsis, 1501 nucleotides long. Its product is annotated as zinc finger protein 521-like. Gene Ontology annotation, cellular component: nucleus. The record is from RefSeq and is a predicted model, not a curated record. The coding region runs from base 4 to 1299 and encodes 431 amino acids. Gene Ontology annotation, molecular function: DNA-binding transcription factor activity, RNA polymerase II-specific; zinc ion binding; RNA polymerase II transcription regulatory region sequence-specific DNA binding. Lineage: Eukaryota; Metazoa; Arthropoda; Insecta; Diptera; Ceratopogonidae. The transcript has 2 exons. Gene Ontology annotation, biological process: regulation of transcription by RNA polymerase II.
ACCAUGGAUGAGGUAAUUUGUCGUUUUUGCCUGUGUAAAAUCGAAGAAAAUCCCAAAUUUUUACAGAAAAAUGAGGAUUUCAGUCAAAAAGUUGAAGAAAUCUUCUUUCAAAUUGGAUUUACGGUACCCGAAGACGAAGCAGUCCCAAUUUGCUCCUAUUGUUAUGAUUAUAUCUCCAAAUUUGCCAUUUAUUAUGAGUUUGUGAAGCAAAAUCUGUUGAAAUUCGUCGACACAAGUACAAAAACUACAAAAAUCGAUGGAAACGAAGCAGGAUAUGAACGAAUUGCAGAAGAAACAGUAACAUCAAUCGUUUGUGAGCACUGUAAUGUAUUUCCCAACAAAAAUGAACGAGUUUUCAAAUAUCAUGUCAAUAGAUGUGCUCUUCAGAAGUUGAGAUCAACUGCUGCAAUUACAGAAACGCCAAAAGUCGAAGAGAAGGAGGUAUUUUUAGAAGAGUAUAAAAUACAAGAACCCGUUCAAAAUCCCAUUUCCGAUGAAGAAUCAGACACUUGUGAGCAUAAAAAUGACUUUCCCAACAAAAGAGUGUUCAAAGCUCACAUAAAAAAAUGUUUGAAAAAAUCUUUUCGACGAAUCCCAUCAAUUAACGAACUAAAAACUGCUUGCCCGUUGUGUCCGACGAUGCUUUUGAAUGAAAAAGUGCUGAAAUUACAUCUUGCACAACACCACAGAUACGAAGCUUACUCGAAAAAUCGCGUAUUAGACAAUAAACCUGCCUUACUUUCGUGUCUGAAAUGCGAAAGACGCUUCGCAAGUGAAUCAGGAUAUAAUUCUCACGUGAAAAAUCACGACAACAACGCUUUUAUGACAUGUGAAUUGUGCGGAAAAACGAUUAUUGCUGCAAAUCUUAGCUCACAUCUGCAAACGCACUUCAAGCAAUACGUUUGUGAGUACUGUUCUCUGGCCAACAAGAGCAAACAUGAUCUCGAGAAACACAUAAAACGGAAACACACGAAUCAGGAGUUCUAUGAAUGUGCCUUUUGCAAGUACAAAACUAAGAGAAUCUGUUUUUUGGAGAAACACGUGCAGCAUUGUAAAGGUCCAAACACAGUUCCGCCAUGCCCGCAUUGUGAAAUGCAAUUUAAGACACAAAAUGAUCGACUGCAUCACUUGAGGGUCAUGCACAGAGGCUUUUCAUGUAGGAUGUGUGCAGUUACAUUGGAAAAUGUGUCGCAAUACAAUCGACAUUUAGCAACUAAGGAGCAUCAACAACGCAGUUUGGCGAAAAAAUUGCAGCGAAAAUGGAAAAAAGACAUCGAACCAAUUGAAAUUAUUGAAUAAAGUUGAUUUGAAAUGGCUGGAAAUCGAUUUAAGCAGCUUUAUUGAGGAAAUUACAUCGAUAAAUACACUUUUUAUCACAAAAAUACUUUUACAACUAAUAAGAAAUGAUUUUUUUUUUAUCAAAAUCUACUUUUUUAUAACGCUUUUGCACAAAUAUGUUGGAAAUUCGCCGAUAUACCGAUAUUCCAUCCGUAUUCGGGAU